UAAUACUGCCUACGCUUCCUGUGAAGACUAAACGAGAUGAUGUGUGUAAAUCACUCAGCUCAGCUCCUGGCACCUGCUACUCAAUAUAUAUAACUCUUCUCUCUCACGUCUCCCAGCCUUGUCUUGAGGAGAUCUCUGAACCACAAAUACCAGUUGGCAAUGAAGUCAGGGGACCAGGGAUGAAUACCAACACUUCCCAUUUUUAGAGUUAUGCAAGUCUAGCAGCUUUCCCUCCACAGUGACAACACUCAGAGAUUUGUAGAGCAGAUGUCUUAGUGUGAAACUGCUCCCUGGAUGUGUCUGAUGAAUGUUUGCCGACAAAUCUGCACAAGCGCUGACCUUCCUCCUAGUGCUGCCUUCCAGCACCAGCCUCAGGAGAUCCACAGUGGCACCUCCCUCUCUCUGUGUCCUCGGUUGCUAAGGGGGCUGUCUUGUGUGUGAUGCCCCAGCUGCAGGUGGGAGGUCAUAAGGCUGGCUGGACCAAGCGGCUCCAGUCUGGACCCGUGCCAGGGUGCUCUCUCUCCUCCAAGAGAAGGCUCUAGAGAGCAGUCCAGACAGAAAGAGUCUGGGAAGGGGCCGCUGCCUGGUGGGGCAGCCUGUCCAAGUGCAGAGCACACAGGUUUCCAGACCCAUUCGCAGUUAGGAGGGUGCUCCUUUGGCCUUGCUCAGGGCUGAUGAUUACAGGUCUGAGCUUCAAAGCCAGUUCCAAACCCGUUUGUAACUCACCUAAUUGCAGCCCGGGGACUGGGCGAGCAGGCCAAGCCCGCCCGAGUGGGCACACCGGGCCACGGGUCCCUCCGAGGCUGGCACUUCCAGCCUGAAACGCAGUGCGGGAACCAGGGGUCCAGACUUGGCCACUGCGUCUGGCAGGCUUCUCGCGGUAGAAGCCAUCUCUGGUGUUGGGUGGCGGUCCUUACUGCUCCCUGUGUCCACGCCUCCUCCGCCUGGCCCACGUCUGCUCUGUCAGGUGGAAAUCUCUCCAUUCAAACCAGCGCGGGCCAAUCAGGGCCUGGCGCGCCCGGCCGUUCCAACAGCGCGCUGAGCAGCCCGGCUCUGGCCGGCUCCCCCUUGGAGAAGCUGGCGCCGGGGGCGGCGAGCCUGCUACCUCGGUUACCGGCAGCAACACAGCCGCCUCGGGUUGCAGGCGCUCCUGCCCUGCCCACAGCGGGCACCCAUGGAGCGCUCCCUGCACCGCGUCUCCCUCGGGAGCCGGCGCGCCCACCGCGACCUGUCCUUCUACCUCACCACCUUUGGUCAGCUGAAGCUGUCGAUUGAUGCCCAGGACCGGGUCCUGCUGCUCCACAUCAUUGAAGCCAAAGGCCUGAUGAGCAAAGAGCCCGGAGUCUGUGAUCCCUAUGUGAAGAUUUCUUUGAUCCCUGAAAGUAAUCGAAUACAUUCUCAGAAGACGCAGACCAUACCAGACUGCAGAGACCCAGCUUUCCAUGAGCACUUCUUCUUCCCUGUGCCAGAGGAGGAUGGUCAGAAGCGUCUUCUGCUUACCGUGUGGAACAGAGCCAGUAAGACCAGGCAGCGUGCACUCAUCGGCUGCAUGAGCUUUGGGGUGAGGUCCCUUCUGACUCCCAGCAAGGACAUCAGUGGCUGGUACUAUCUUCUUGGGGAGGACAUGGGCUGGACCAAGCACCUGAAGGUGGCCAGGAGGCGGCUGCGGACCCUGAGAGACCCACUGCUGGGAAUGCCAGGAGGUGGAGACACUGAGAACGGGGAAAGACUCCAGAUCACCAUCCCAAGAGGUGAGGACGGCUUUGGCUUCACCAUCUGUUGCGACUCUCCGGUCCGAGUCCAAGCUGUGGAUUCUGGAGGUCCAGCAGAGCGAGCAGGGCUGCAGCAGCUGGACACGGUGCUGCAACUGAAUGAGAGGCCGGUGGAGCACUGGAAAUGUGUGGAGCUGGCCCACGAGAUCCGGAGCUGCCCUGGAGAGAUCAUCCUGCUCGUGUGGCGCAUGGUCCCCCAAGUCAAGCCGGGGCCAGAUGGCGGGGUCCUGCGGCGGGCCUCCUGCAAGUCAACACAUGACCUCCUGUCACCCCCCAACAAGAGGGAGAAGAAUUGUACCCACGGGGUCCAGGCACGGCCUGAGCAGCGCCACAGCUGCCACUUAGUGUGUGACAGCUCGGAUGGGCUGCUGUUCGGUGGCUGGGAGCGCUACACCGAGGUGGGCAAGCGUGGGGGCCAGCACACCCUGCCCGCACUGUCCCGUGCCACUGCCCCCACCGACCCCAACUACAUCAUCCUGGCCCCGCUGAACCCUGGGAGCCAGCUGCUGCGGCCUGUGUACCAGGAGGAUACCAUCCCUGAAGAAUCGGGGAGUCCCACUAAAGGGAAGUCCUACACAGGCCUGGGGAAGAAGUCCCGGCUGAUGAAGACUGUACAGACGGUGAAGGGCCACGGGAACUACCAGGACUGCUCGCUCCUGAGGCCGCACGUCCCGCACUCAAGCUACGGCACCUACGUCACCCUGGCCCCCAAAGCCUUGGUGUUCCCUGUUUUUGUUCAGCCCCUAGAUCUCUGUAACCCUGCCAGGACCCUCCUGUUGACAGAGGAGCUGCUGUUGUACGAGGGGAGGAACAAGGCUGCCCAGGUGACACUGUUUGCCUACUCGGAUCUGCUGCUCUUCACCAAGGAGGACGAGCCUGGGCGCUGCAAUGUUCUGAGGAACCCCCUCUAUCUCCAGAGCAUAAAGCUGCAGGAAGGUUCUUCAGGAGACUUGAAAUUCUGCUUGCUGUAUCUAGCAGAGAAGGCAGAGUGCUUAUUCACUUUGGAGGCACACUCACAGGAGCAGAAGAAGAGAGUGUGCUGGUGCCUGUCGGAGAACAUCGCGAAGCAGCAACAGCUGGCAGCCUCACCUCCCGAGAGGAAGAAACUCCACCCUUACGGCUCUCUCCAGCAGGAGAUGGGGCCGGGCAACUCCACCAAUGCUACCCAGGAUAGAAGCUUUACCUCAUCAGGACAGACUCUGAUUGGCUGAGCAAACCCAAGGGCGGGACUCUGCUUCUGGCAACUUAACCCUUUAUGGGGGCAUCCCUUACCACACAGUAACCUCACCUCAACUGGACCCAAAAUGGAGAACCAAGAUGGUGGGCCUAGGGUCAUCUUCAGGGAGUGGUCCUGAGGGUGUGUGUGGACUGGCAACAGGAGAAGCCCUAUGGGCAUGUGCAGACUGGCAACAGGAAGUUCCUGAUGAAGAAGACUCAGAAGCUUGUUCCCUCCAAGGAGAAGGAGGCUAAAUGGCAUCUGGGCACCCACCUUGGGGGCAGCAGGAGAUUGGGAAAGGUCACCCCAAUGGUGAACAGUGCCAUGACCUGCGUGGCCCGAAGACAUCUCCACCCAUUCACUCACUCUGGGACACAUUCAUUUGUUCAUUCAGUGGAUAUUUGGGGGGAUCUCUCUGGUGGUAGACUCUGUGCUAGGAACUUGGGGGAUACUUUGGAGAACCAAAUGGGCAUGGCUUCUGCUGUCAUCAAGAUUCCAGUCCUAGUAGGGAGUGAGCAUUAAAUAAAUCAACAGCAGCACACAUGUGAUCACACCCUGGGAGAGGUUGUGCAGGAACAGAGCAAAUGCCUUUAGAGGACAUUGUAUCUAGAUUGCUCCUUGUAGGGGUGCAGCUAAGGAAGGACAUAGCUUGUAAAUUGAGACCAAUGGGCUGGAAAGGAGCAAGCCAGCCAAGGACUUGGGAGAAAGUGUUCCAGGUAGAUGGAACAGCAUGCAAGAGUUCCUGGGAUGGGAAGGAGCUUGGUGUGCUGGAGGAGCUAGGAGAGGCCAGUGUGGCUACAGCCUAGUGAGGAGGAAGGAAGGAAGGCCAGGUUGUGUAAGCCUCAGGUGGUGAAUAUUUUAUGGAUCUCAUUCUAGAUGAAGUAGGGAGCCAUGGAAGGCCUUUGAGGGAGUGACACAAUCUCAGGAACAUUUCUACAAAAUCUGAAGGCAGAUAGGAGGGGACCAGGUGGGCAUGGGGCCAGUUAGGGAUCCCCCCUCAGUUCUUCACCUAUGGGGUGAUGGUGCCUUAUGCUGGAGAGUGACUGGGUAUUAGACAUGUGAAUGCCAGACUCUGGGAUGAGAAGAGAUGGAUUCCCUCCUCUACUCUGCCACUGCCCUCAUCCUCCACCUGGUCUUGUGAAUGAGAUUUGGGGCCCUCCUCACAGAGAUGCUUCUGGCCAGGCCUGAGCUAGGGACCAGUACUGAGUUUAGGGAGAGUCCUUGGAGUUGUAGGUGCUUAGUAUUCAGCUUCGUCCCCAGGCCUCUGUAGGCGUUGCCUGUUACCUCUCCAUCCUGUGCUGGGAUAUCUGAUGGGGAGCUGGAACUCAGUGCUCUGACAACACACUUGGUUUUCUUCCUUUGGGGCUCCUAAGGGUCAGGGAUCAGGGCUGGGUGUGGCUCAGCAACUCUUGCAGAGAGCAUCCUGCCACAAGGUGAAAGGAAGACCUACCAAGGGCCAGGGAUGAGAGCCCAGCCUACUUGCUGCCUGCUGCAGCCCCAGCUAGAACUCAGGGUCGGGCCACUCUUCUACCUUUUCUAACUGCUAAGACCUAGAAGGAAGGAAACACACAGUUACAGAAGAGAGACAUGAUUUGCAUACAAAAGGAGUCUAGAUGAUGGGGUCAUUUGCAUAAUAAAAGGGAUCAGAGAAGGUGGAGAGAUGGUUCAGAAGCCCCUAACCAUGGACGUGCUGUAUGUUGUGUAAGACCUCAGUGUCUUUAGAGAUGGUUUUUGUGCCCUUGUGAGUUUGACCAGCUGAACACCAAAAACGUUUCCCUAGAAGAGAGGCUGCUUCUUACCUUCCAUGUAGGAAAAAAUCAGACAUAUUGGUACAACUGUCUAAUAGGGGGCGGGAUGGCUCUGCUGGUGACCAGGCUAAUGCCCCUGCCUAGCGGGGAGACAGAUGUUACCUGGACGGGGAGAAGUGAUUCACAGCAUCUCUGCCUGCCAGGGCUCGGCCCAAAGGGUGAAUCUGAGCAGCUGAGCAGCUGAGUCUGCAGAGACAGCAAGCUGCACUUUGAUUUCAUUUGAUUCUCUUACAAAAUGACAUUAAGGGGAAUGUGAGACAUGGGAGAAUCGCCUGUCUGGGAAGGCAGCACACUUGUCUGACCUGUCUCUGUUCACAGAUAGGUUUAGAGCACAGGCAUUCUGGCCUCAGAGAAAUGGAGAAUCUGAACACAGCAGCCAGCCCUGGGGACAGGACUUUCCUCCCAGUUUGUCCUGACACUCUGCUGAGUGGACCAUACCCUCUCAUCAAGGUCCCAGGCCCGCCAGCCGGUGGGGAAGUGGACGUGUGCUCUUGCUGGGCCUUGGGAUGGUUUGCCCAGCAACUGUGGUGAGCCACAGCGCCAUUGCUGCUCUGCCUUGUGAAUCGAUGCAACUUUUAAUUUGGCUCCACGGGCUCAUGAAGAUGAAAUAUGGCCUGGUGGCCACUGCUCUGCAGCAUCCUGGGCCAUCCCAGCUGUUCAAGAUGAUGAACAAGCUAUCGAAAUUGCAUGUGAGAAUCAUAAUCACGGGAAACAUGGUUGGGCCCCUCCCCACCACAUAAAUUAUGCUAAGAAGCACACAAUGGCCUCUUUCCUGAUGGGCCAAUUGUCUUGGUUUGGUGUCUCAGGACCCAGGAGCUGGGAGGAUGGGAGAACAACCAUGUAUUGUCAAAAAGGCCAUCUGUGUAAUUUGAAUACAAAGUGGCCCUUUUAGUUCCCCACACACCCUCUGAUCCUGUUUUCAUGUGUUCUUACGUCUCAGGCUCUGGGUCUCUUGAAACACUUGUCUCUCCUCUGUGCUGUCAUGCCUGGGUCUUUUGGCCCUUCAGGAGUUGAGACACCAUGGACCUUUAGGAAAUAAUGACACUGAUUUGUGUAUGUCUUUUUCUUAACUCUUUAUUUUAAUGGUUUUUUCCUCCUAAAUUCUGCCACCAAAGCCCUGAUUUGUCACACAUGGUACCAAGGCAUUAAGAAGGUUCUGCAAAGGGGAGGUGCAGGCAGUUUUGCAAUAUGGGAGGGUUCCUCACAGUGAGAACCCCACAGCAUGUACUUUGGAGAUGGCAGCCAGGGUCCCCAGAUGUCAUUUUCCCUAAGCCUGCUGGGAGCCUCACUUUAGGGACAAAAGUGGCCAGACUCUGAGAAAUUAAAUGACUUAUCCUAGGUCACACAGCUGGUAAGUGGCUGAAUUAGUCCUUAAGCUCAGGUCUUCCAGAUUAACCCAUUACUCUUUCUAGAUGUAAAGCUUUGCUUUUAGGAAUAGAAGUAAGAGAAGUCAUUCAUUUCAUCCACAAAGAGCCAGGAGGCUGGUACUAGUGGGUACCAGAAAUGGUGGCCCACCUCGCUGUAAAGGGAAUACUUUUUGGACAAGUAAAAUGAGAUUCCUUAUUCUCCACUUGGUGGAGAAGAACUUCUAGUAUUCAUUUCCCUGUGGGGUGGCACAGGCUGGAAAGAUCAGCUGCUCCCUGCAAGAGGUAAAAAUAGUCUGAUGAGACUGAGCUCCUAAGAUGGGCUCCCAGGGGUGCUGGAAUGGUUGGGUUAUGCUCUUCCCCUUUAGAGUCUGGGAUUCAAGAGGAUCAGCUGAUGCAGAAAUGUUGUCAGAGGCAGAAAGGGACAGCUUCGGGCUCAGGCCUGGCUAUCUGAGCAUCAGCACCAAGAGGCUUUGACCUGAGUCCAGCUGAGAGCCUGCUGCCCCUGGCUCCCUCCGAAGGGUUUUGUGCCCAGAUUUUGCUAAUUGGCUGACUUAAGAUCUCAGCUCUAAGUAACUGAGAAUCAAAUGGAUUGGAUUUUAGCUCUCCCUCUGAAGGAGCAACUUCUUUUCUCCAACAAGCGCAACUGUUUUCCAGGCAGCCUCCAGCUUCCCUGCUUCUCUCCCUCGAUGCUGGUCUGGCUGUGGGUAGACUGCCUUCUUUGCUGUCUUGCUCUUUUUGCUCAUAAGGAACAGAGAACAGCCCUCCUCACUCUGUCGUGUCCUUCUCUUUCCCCAAGCCUGUCUCUGAAGAGGGUUGCUUGCCAUCCCAACCGCCCCCAGAUCUUUGCUUUAGGGUAGAGUGGUAACACUAGGUAAGUUAACGAGCACUUGUUGUGAGCCAGGCCUGGAGUCCACCUUUUGACACACAUUGUCUAUUUUUAUCCUCACUCCAGUCUUAUGAGGUUCAUUAUCCUGUUACACAUUUACUCCCAUUGUACUCAUUUUACAGAUGAGUCUUAGAGAAUUUAAUAAACUUGCCUAAGGUCACGCAGCUGGUGGGUGGCUAGGAUUGCAAUCCAGGGGAGCAUGGCCCUGACUCUUCUGUUUGACUGCUGGGAGGGACUGAGGAGGCUGGGAAGUCACACUCCUACCUAAAGGCCAUCACAGGAAGUGUGAUCUUCUAUAUAAAGCCCAGGUCUCCACUUGGCUCUCCAGGCUCUCUUGGUUACUCUGCCCUUCUGCUUUUGCUCUUGAAGCCUGGCCACACAGAACAAUUUUAUCUUCUCCAAAGUCCCUGUGCCCAUUCAUAUGGAGGCUGUUCCUUCUGUCUGACCAUCUUUGCUGUCCCUGCCAGCUGCAGUCUUCAAACUUGGAGGGUGAACACCUUUCUUAGGCUACAUCAGAAGCCAUUGCUUUCCCUUGUGCUUUCCCAGAGGGUUUUGUUCAUCCUUAGCAUAGUGUGUCAGGCAGAUAUACAAAGAGUGAUCAAAAUAUACAAUGAACAGGUGUCUCAAAGGAAAGUCCAAGCAUAUGGUGGACUAUUUGUGCUGCAGCAGAAAUUUUCUUCUAGAAGGAGGAUGGCAAGUCAGAAAGUCCAAGGUUGGGUAGGGAGGAGGUACCAGGAAAGGAGGACAGGCUGCUGAGAAGGAAAGUAUGGGAAUAGCAGGUCUCUUGUGAGUUAGCAGGGUUCUAUACCAAUAGAACCCUUCAUUACACUCCACAUGUAUGCUUGAUGUCAAAAGUCCUUAUGUGUGCAUUAUAUAAGAUGUGAUCAAAAUAUCAAUGAACAUUUAAGUUAAAAUUUAUUGCAGUAAAAGACACAUUGUCAUUAAUCUCCCUCAAAACAUUCUCCCUUGCUUCAGCACACUUGCCAUUUUUGAAGCAGUUCUGGAAGUUCUGUUUUGUGAAUGUCUUUAUGAGGUUUGAUCAGAAAUACAGUGAAUGUUGCUGCCAAGUGCCAUCCAAUAGAAAGGCAGGCUUAUAAAAACAUUAAGGUAUGUCCUCAUCCAGUUCGUUCUCCAGAUCUGGUACUGUGUGACUUGGUUCUUCUCUAAAGUCAAUAUGACUAUGAAAGGUAAACAUUUGGAAUCAAUUCAGGGCACUGAGGGAAUCACAACAAUAUAACUAAAGACACUCACGAAAGAGGACUUCCAGAAGUGCUUCAGACUAUAGCAAAAACGAUGGGAUAAUUGUGUUCAAACUGAAAGGGAUUAAUGGCAAAGUGUCUUUUACUGUAAUAAUUUUUUUUUAAAUUUGAGCACUUACUGGAUUUUUUGAGCAUGCCUUAUACACUGCCUGCAAGACUGGGAGCUACCUGGGAACAAGUGGAGGGCAUGUCUGACUUGCCUUUCAUUCUGUUAUUGCCUGGUCCAUAGUAGGUGCUCAGUACAUGUUGGAGAAUUGAGUUGGAUUGUUCAGUUCAACCCUCCUAUAUUUAGAAUAUAGAUGAGGAAACAGGAUCUAAAAGGGGAACUGACCUGGCCAAGUUAGUAUCAGACCAGGAGUAGAACUCAGAUCAGCUGACUCUCUUGGCUGAGAGCUUUUUCUGUCACCCCAUAGCUUUGCAGUUGCCACAGCAAGCCUGGAUCUGCCCACUUGGCUUAUGAAGCAGUCUGGCCAAGUUCACAUCAGGGUCAUGGGUAACAUAUUCCCAUACUGACAUGGGGCAUCCCCUGAGAAAAGGAUGUCUCAUAAGAACUGUUGCUAUGUUUGUCUUCUCCAGGUUUUGGGGUUCCCCUCUCACUGAACCUUUUCCCUCAGAAAAUCAGAGUAGGAUUCUGAAGCAAGAGCGGUCAAGAGACUUACUGUGUGACCUCAGGCAAAUAACUUCACAUAUCUGGUCAUUUCUUCCUUACCAAGAAAAAUGAAGGAGCCAGGUGGUCUCCAGGAAUCACCAGAUCCCAAACUAUUAGGAUAAAACAAUAAGGAUCAGAAUAGAGAAAAGGUGGAGACCCUCUCUAACCUUUCCAACUACCAGUUUAUGGCAUGAAGCUAAUUUUCAAGUAGAGUAUGUACUAAUUUUUCCUUUCUAGAGUGGUUAGACGUCUCCCUCAGAAGUUGCCAUUGAAUUUUUUAUUGCCUUUGGCACCCAUCUCUUAUACUAUGCAGACAACACUAUUCUAGAUACAUUUUCUAAAAAGAUAUCUUUUAAAUGUUAGAGGUUUUCCAUUUUGGUUUAAUUCUAUUAUUGCAAUACAGUUUUUCUACCCUUUCGUCUUGGUGGAAGAACAUUGAGGGUUAAGCAGGUUUGCCUAGGAAACUGGCCACGGUUUAUGAUGCAAUUGCAAUGGGAAAAUGUGUUCUGAGCCCUGUAAUCAACUCUCAGAAGACUUCGGGAACAAAAUCCAACAUGUAGCUAAGAGCAGAGAGAGUUAUGUUAAGUAACUUAUGUUAAGUAACUAGAAAUUUGGUAGAACCAUAGAAUCUUUGAGUGCGAACUGAAAAGCUUUGUCUGAGAGACACUAAGACCAGAGGGAGGCAAGAACUUAGCCAAGGACACAGAGUUGGUGACAGAAAGUUGGGGGUGUGGAAGGGACACAGGUGGCCUUAGAUGAUUCUCCUCCUCUCACUCAGCAACCUACUGUGCUGUGUCGUAAGCUACCACUUUGGGCUGUAAUGGAAAUAGUGAGAAACCAGUUCAGCUAAUAAUGAAGGAAGAGGUUGUCUAGCCAGCUGUCUUGUCUAGAAAUUCCUGGCUCACUCUUGCUGGAGUGGAAUGAAUGGGCUGCUAUGUUUUACCUGGAGCUUGGAGCGCAGUGGGACUUGUGGAAACGCUCCCUGCUGUGUGUUCUAAAAACAGCAGUAGGACGGAGCUGAGGGGAAGAGGAGGGGGCUCCUUGGGGAGAUGGGUGGGUACGUCUCCCCCCUUCCUCUUCCUGCCAGGCCCUAAGUAAGGAAGACCCACAGAUUUACAGAAUGCAGAUCUGGGAGGGUCUCGGAGCCCUCACCCGCCUCCUCAUACCAACCAAGAGACACAGGGGAGGAAAGGACUGGCCAGCAGUCACUGGGCUGGAGCUGGUCCCACAAGGCGCCUAUUUUCCUCCCGCUGUUUCAGAGGGCGGCCUCAGGCCUUGUGUAGAUUUCUUCAUUGCCUCUGGGUGCAGAGUGCCUGGGAACUCCUGGGGCCGGAUGCGGUUGGGCUUCCUGAGAGUCGCCCGGCAGGCGAGGAGUCCCCUGGCUAGUUCACCCUGUGCCCUGACCUCAGCCAGCUGGCCUUCAGCGCCAUGCCUUCCUCUUGCUGAGUCCCCUCCCUUGCUGACUUGUCCUCCUGACGCCUCUCGCACCAUCUGCAGGAAGGCAGGAUAGGGGCCAGCGCAGCACCGGCCUGCAGGAGAGAGGGCCUCAUGGCUCAGGUCUAUUUCUUGCCCCUCCGGGGAACAGGCGGAGGCAGCUAAGGGGCUGGGGCAGCGCUGCCGCUCCUCAGCUGAGAGGUUUCUGUAAAUCGAGGAGGGAACCCCCACUGCACACAUUAUCUCUUGUGCCGAGCGAGCUGCCUGGCAGGGAAUAAGUUCUCAGAAAUGGGAGCGACCAUCGAGACAUCAAGGGGUGAACACGUGUCUGACUCUGUAUCCUCCUUCCUGCGGGUCUCCUUCCCUCAGAGCCUGGCAGUUAUCGCUGGUAUUUUUAAAAUCCAGUUGACUUUUUUGUUGCAUUGCAUAAGUAAUUGAUGUAAUAGUGUUUAUUAUAAAGAAAACAUUUAAUACAGAUGAGCCAGGAGAAGGAAAUUAGGUUUAUCCCUAAUUCCAGAACCCAGAGAUAACAUUUUGGGGUGAAUCUUAUCAGGUUGUUUAUACUCAUAUGUAUCUUAUUUGUAAAAUGGGGUUACUGGUGCAGUUUUCUAACUUGCUUUUUUCCUUUUAGCAAUGUAGUGUAUCCAUGUUUCCCUGUCAAUAAAUAUUCUUCCAUGGCA
Messenger RNA from Heterocephalus glaber (naked mole-rat), 11071 nucleotides. It is a transcript of the gene Rgs3, whose product is annotated as regulator of G protein signaling 3. Gene Ontology annotation, molecular function: protein binding. NCBI's taxonomy places the organism in Eukaryota, Metazoa, Chordata, Mammalia, Rodentia, Bathyergidae. The record is from RefSeq and is a predicted model, not a curated record. Gene Ontology annotation, cellular component: nucleus; plasma membrane.